ACUCGUAGCACUAUAUCAGCAAGUGCAGUCGGAGCACAGAGAGACAGUCAGGAGACCUAUCUGUGCGGAUAACCACAAAACCUUGUCAUUCUCUCUAGGCAUCGGAAUCACACCGGGCACACUGAAAAGUCAAGCACCAAAUCGUACCACAAAGACUGUCAAAGCUGCGGUGUCCCUACUUUGUGGCAGUAACAAAGAAGUGCCAAGAUGAGUGUGAACGUGAAUGACUUCAGUGACAUUUUGGACGCACUGGGUGAUCUGAACUUCUCCACUCUGGAUGAUAAUGUGUCCCAUGUGGUGGGUGAGGUGUGCCACAGCAUCUUCAGCCAAAGAGCCUUGCUCUAUGCCCUCUCCGUUCUCUAUAUCUUUCUCUUCAUCAUAGGCCUCGCUGCUAAUGCUCUGGUGGUGUGGGUGAAUGUGCGAGCCGAGAGGAACCGUUACGAGACUCAUUUUUAUAUCCUCAAUCUAGCCAUCGCUGAUCUCUGCGUGGUGGCCACUCUUCCGGUCUCCAUUAGUUCUCUGCUUCAGCUCGGCCACUGGUCCUUCGGUGAUGCUAUGUGCAAAAUCACACACCUGAUCUUCAGCAUGAACCUAUUCAGCAGUAUCUUCUUCCUCACGUGUAUGAGUGUGGACCGCUACCUGUCCGUGACUCUUUUCGGAGAUGGCCCCAGCCAGAGGAAGAGAAGGACCAGGCAACUAAUCUGCAUGGGUGUUUGGCUGCUGGCACUGAUCGCUGCCCUGCCUGAAACGUACUUCCUCCAGGCUGUGAAAUCCAGCCAUUCAGACAGCACCGUAUGUAAGCCUGUGUACCCCAUGGACAGCAUGAAGGAGUGGAUGGUGGGCGUUCAAAUGAGCUUCUUCAUGCUUGGCUUUGCCAUCCCCUUCCCUGUCAUCGCUGUGUUUUAUGCCCUCCUGGCUGGUACCAUCCAACCCUCUGCUGACCAGGAACGUCGAAUUAGCCGCCGCCUCAUUUUUACCUACAUUGUAGUGUUCCUAGUGUGUUGGCUACCCUACCAUGGAGCCCUGCUGCUGGACACUCUAGCCCUGCUCAACGUGCUGCCCUUCAACUGCACACUGGAAAACGUCCUCUAUGCAGCGCUGCAUCUCACCCAGUGGUUCUCGCUCCUUCACUGCUGCGUGAAUCCCAUCAUCUACAACUUCAUUAACAAGAACUAUCGCUAUGACCUCAUGAAAGCCUUCAUCUUCAAGUACUCAACCAAAACUGGCCUUGCUAGGCUUAUCGACGUCUCACAUGUGUCUGAGACAGAAUACUCUGCUGUGGAGAGCCAGGGGCCAUUAUGCAACUUCCAUGAUGGUGUUGAUCAACACUAACCCAACAUAUGAACUCAGAAAUAAACAGGGAAGAGUCACGGAGGGAUGUAAAAUUCUCUGAACAUUUUGCUCUUGGGAUAUAGCAAAAUUGGGCGUUUUGUAAAAUAAUGGAACAGCAGAACUUUGUAUACAUACAGUAUAUUCCCCUUUAUAAACAGUGGAAUGUUUAUGCCUUUUGUAAAUUUUUAGACGUAUUGAGAAAGCACUUGUACUGAUUUGAUAUGUAAGCAUACUAUCUUGUUGUAACUGUAGUUGGUGUAAAACAUCCCUUCUUGUUCCAAAGUCACAUAGAGCCACAGAGAAACUCAUAAUAACCUCUGUCACUUAUCUGUGGUUUUGCUCCAUCAGCUAUCAAGACUCCAAUAUGCGUAGAGUGAAGGUCAAGGUUUCAUACGCAUAAAUGUUCAGCUAUGAGUGUGGUGAAAGGGAAGGGAAUAUCGAAAACCCAAAUGAUUGACAUUGGAGAGAAAUUGGUCCAAAUCAAGAUUAGGUGUAGAUUUAAGCAGUAUGCUAUGGUAGUUGUAAAAAAAAAAAAAAAGGUUGUGCAUUUAAUAAAUAACGCUAGCAGUAUUUGUACAUGUUUUGUAAAUAUUAUGCUAUUUAUAUACUCAUUACUGUGUAUGUUCAGCAUUUUGAAAUAUUGUCUGACCUAAAAAUGUUGCAGUAUAUUGCAAUAAAGAAUUUAUUGUUUAUGUAA
Myxocyprinus asiaticus (Chinese sucker) is the source of this 2029-nucleotide messenger RNA. Its product is annotated as atypical chemokine receptor 3-like. The record is from RefSeq and is a predicted model, not a curated record. Gene Ontology annotation, molecular function: chemokine binding; G protein-coupled receptor activity; coreceptor activity. Gene Ontology annotation, biological process: chemotaxis; vasculogenesis; G protein-coupled receptor signaling pathway. Gene Ontology annotation, cellular component: membrane. The transcript has 2 exons. Bases 208 to 1332 code for a protein of 374 amino acids. NCBI's taxonomy places the organism in Eukaryota, Metazoa, Chordata, Actinopteri, Cypriniformes, Catostomidae.